GAGGAUCCGAAAAGAAAGGAGGUAUGUGGGUACGAGUUCUGAAAUUUUAUUUGUCUCUUUAUUUCAGACAUCUCUUUGUUUUGCUUUCGCUUGUGUAUUGGUUGAUUUCUUCUUAUUCUGAGACAGGAGAAGGAAGAACUGCCGAGGAAUCCAAGUUCCUCCCAGGAACGGCGAUUCCUCUUUCCUGCUUUUUUUAAACUUUCUCCCUCUCAGGUUUUAUCAAAAGAAGGUGAUCACUGUUUUACCAUGGAUCGAGGUUCAUGUUAAAUAUAUAUAUAUAUAAGUAGGUGCAUUAUAUCUAGCAGAUUAGGGUGAGAAACGAUCUAUUUCUCCAUUCAUUGAUCUAUCACUGGGCCUGAAACAACAAUGAUUGGAGGAUUUGUACAAAAAGUCAUUGGAGGCUGUGCCUCCAAUCCAAACAGGAAGAGGAACAGUAUCCAUAAAAGAGAAAAAAAACAUUUUAGAAAACGCAAGGGAAGUGUUUCCACUUCACCCGCUGCCUUGCCUGUCAGAAGAUCUAGCAAUGCUGGAAGCCGUGUGGGAGACUUUCCUUUUUCUGACUCUAUGGACUCUGAGAACGCUGCUCCAACCACUUACCGGAAAUCUGAUGUUUCUAACAAAAAAUUUUAUCACAGUCAUAGCAAAAAACAUCUGAAUGGAAAAAGUAGUGAGGAUGCCUGGUUUGAUUCAGUUAGCAGUAUAGAGUCUGAUUCGGAUGAUGAUUUCAUUAGUGUUCUUGGAGAUUGUUUUCCCUUUGUCAGUAAUGCUUUGGGAAGUGCCCCGAACACUCAGUCACUCCAGCAUGAAAAUGAAUCAUACGUUGUAGAUUCAGAAUGUAGAUAUGAUGGGUUGAAUGAAAGCUGCAUUAAAGGUGCAUCCGAGAGAUUGUAUCGUCCAAGAACUGGGCUUCAGAUUCUACAUACAACUGAAGAGAAACCAUGCCCUGGUUCCUGGUCCGUAGUUUCACCUUCAGUUUUCAGCCUCCGUGGAGAGAAUUUUUUCAGAGAUAAGCAGAAGUGUCCUGCUCCAGAUUUUAGCCCUUAUGAACCAAUAGGUGUUGAUUUAUUUGCCUGUCCCCGCAAGAUAAAUCACAUUGCUAAGCAUCUUGAACUUCCGCCUCUAAAAGAACAUGACAACGUACCUUCCCUUCUAAUUGUUAACAUACAGUUACCAACGUAUCCUGCUAGAGUGUUCCUUGGUGAUGCUGAUGGCGAAGGCUUGAGCCUUGUAUUAUAUUUUAAAUUGUCUGAGAAUUUUCAAACAGAUACUUCUCCACACUUUCAGGAUAGCAUCAAGAGACUAAUAGAUGGUGAGAUGGAAAAGGUGAAAGGGUUUGCAAAGGAAAACAUGGUUCCCUUUAGUGAAAGGCUAAAAAUUUUGGCUGAGGUAGUUAAUCCAGAGGACCUUGAGCUAAAUUCUGCAGAGAAAAAGCUUAUACAUGCCUACAAUGGAAAGCCAGUACUUUCACGCCCUCAACACAGUUUCUUUAAGGGACCUAACUACUUUGAGAUUGACUUGGAUAUACAUCGCUUUAGCUAUAUAUCAAGGAAAGCACUUGAUUCACUUCGAGACCGUACAAAAAAUGUUGUACUUAAUUUAGGCUUAACUAUCCAGGCUCAGAAGCAGGAGGAACUGCCAGAGCAAGUCUUAUGCUGCUUACGGCUUAAUAAAAUUGAUUUUGUUAACCAUGGUCAAAUUCCUACCAUUGUAGCUAAUGAUGAUAAUUAAUUCAUGUAGGCAUCAGGUUUUUAAAUUGGGAUAAGACCCACAUGAUCAUCAAAGGCGGGAAAGAAAAGACAAGAUUGGGUGCUGAGUCUAUACUUAACAAUGGAGGCAAAAGAAGAGAAUCUGUGCUUUCUCUCACAUAUGCAAGAUUUUUGUUUUCUUUUAGUGUAUUAAAGUCCUGAAUCUAUGUCUUUCUUGCACCUUUGAUAUCCCAUAGAUCAUAGAUUCUGAGGAAUGUUUAUGGUGAUGCUGAAAAUCAGGCUCCCUGAGGUUGCCAGAGGAGGAGAUGCUCAGUAGAAAGCAUUCAUUUUUUUAUCAGUUGUGAUUUAUCAAAAUUG
Vigna radiata var. radiata (mung bean) is the source of this 2063-nucleotide messenger RNA. RefSeq lists its product as uncharacterized. Lineage: Eukaryota; Viridiplantae; Streptophyta; Magnoliopsida; Fabales; Fabaceae. Bases 367 to 1728 code for a protein of 453 amino acids. The transcript has 10 exons. The record is from RefSeq and is a predicted model, not a curated record.